Messenger RNA from Hemibagrus wyckioides, 2937 nucleotides. It is a transcript of the gene tfr2, whose product is annotated as transferrin receptor 2. Gene Ontology annotation, cellular component: external side of plasma membrane. Lineage: Eukaryota; Metazoa; Chordata; Actinopteri; Siluriformes; Bagridae. The transcript is spliced from 20 exons. The record is from RefSeq and is a predicted model, not a curated record. Gene Ontology annotation, molecular function: transferrin receptor activity. The coding region runs from base 208 to 2556 and encodes 782 amino acids. Gene Ontology annotation, biological process: endocytic iron import into cell; transferrin transport.
UAGGAAAGUGGGCGGAGUUUAAAAGUAGUCAGUUAGGAAACACACUCACACGCACUGCUGUUAGAGAGCGGUAAAAGGUCAGAGUGCCUCACGAUUGGUUGGCUUGUUCAUCAUCGAUUUCUUUAAAGAGUCUAAUGUCUGCAAAAGGAUUGGAGCAAAGUUUCAAGAUAAACUCUGGACACACACAUUAUUAGAGUGAAGAGGUUGAUGGCUGAUCCUGUGCAAAGGCUGCUAGCCGUGUCCUCAAGAGGCGGGGCCCAGGUGGAGGAAGUGGGCAGGGUCAGGGGCUCUGUGCCUCAAGUGGAGCUGAAGCUUGUCCAGUCAGGAUCAGAGACAGGCUCAGAGGCGGACCUUAAUAAUGAUGUCACAACUUCGAUGAUACACCAAUGGCUCAGAUGGAGGAAAACUGUAGCAUAUCUGACAUUGAUAGGACUGCUGAUAUUCACUACAGCGUUCCUGCUGGGAUACGUGGUGUCUCGCCGGAUGUGUCCUCUCUGUGUGGACCAGGGGGAGCUGGUGCUAAUCGAUGACAUGGCUAGACCAGACCAUUCUCCAAAGGUGGAGGGGAUGUAUCUGGGAGAGCUGAGAGACAUGCUGAAGAAAUACCUGAAAGAGGAGAAGAUUGAGGACACUGUCAAGCGAGUGAGCAGGACGGCCCACCCUGCCGGGUCCUCAGAAGGACAUGCUUUAGCCAUGGAGAUCCUGCAGAGCUUCCAGAACCUUCACAUGGAUCACACAUGGACUGACUCCCACUACGCCACAUUACAGUUCCCUUCCAGGACACAGAGGAAUGCACUGUGGUUGGUUGAUGCUGAGGGGGCGGAGCUUGAGGAGAUUCUAUUAGACCGUGCUGAUUACUGCGCAUACAGUGCCACAGGAACAGCCAUGGGAGGUGUGGUUUAUGUAAAUUACGCCCGUCAGGAAGACUUUGGUCUGCUUAAGGAGAUGGGUGUGGCUCUGAAUGGCUCCAUUGCUGUAGCGAGGGUGGGAGGGGGUGUGAGCUUUGCUGAGAAGGUGUGGCAUGCACAGGAGGCGGGGCAUGUGGGCAUCCUUAUUUACCCAGACCCCGCCGACAUUCCACAGGAUCCACGGCGACUUGGGCUCCAUAGCAACGCUGCUAUCUCCGAACAUGUGCACCUGGGAUCUGGUGAUCCCUUCACUCCUGGUUUUCCUUCCUUUAAUCACACCCAGUUUCCACCCACCCAAUCCUCUGGGCUGCCAGUCAUCUUGGCUCAGCCAAUCAGUGCCAACGUAGCUUCCAAACUGCUCAGUCAGCUGGGGGGCAUGGCUUGUCCACGGGGGUGGAAUGGGCGCCUCCCAUAUGUCCGCUGUGUUUUGGGUCCUGAGUUUUCAGCAUCAGAUGGACGCAAAGUAAAGAUGGCCGUCUAUAACACCAUGAACUCUGUCCUGCUGAACAACAUUUUUGCCUCCGUCGAGGGGGAAGUUGAGCCUGAUCAGUAUAUUAUUAUGGGGGCUCAGAGGGACUCGUGGGGUCCAGGAGCCGUGAAGUCUGGAGUAGGAACGGCAGUUCUGCUGGAACUUGCACGCACUUUUAGUACCAUGGUGCAGAAUGGAUUUUCUCCCAGACGCAGUUUGCUUUUUGUUAGCUGGGAUGCUGGAGAGUUUGGAAAUGUUGGUGCCACCGAGUGGCUGGAGGGUUACCUGUCCAUGCUACACCUGAAGGCCGUGGCCUACUUCAGUCUGGACCAGGCAGUCAUGGGUGAUGACACUUUCUCGGUUUACAUGAGUCCUUUGCUUGCUGACCUCUUCGAGGGAGCCAUUAAACAAGUUGAACACCCAAAGCAUGUAGGUCAGUCCAUCAUGUCUGUGGCUGAAGGUCAGGGCGGUUGGAGGAGCAGAGUGAAGCCACUGUAUCUGAACAGCGGUGCGUACAGUUUCACAGCGUUUGGUGGUGUUCCUGCCAUGGAGCUGCGCUUUCAUGAGGAGGGUUAUGUGUACCCGUUUGUGAACACACAGAUGGACAGUGUGUCACGUCUGCAGGAGCAUCUGCAGGGCCGUGUGUUUGCUGUAGGCCGAACUGUAGCUGAGCUGGUGGGGCUGAUGGUGCUGAGACUCACUCAUGAUCACAUCAUUGCUCUGGACAUCACGUACUACAGCAGAACAGCCCUUAGACUCAGUGCCCUGCUCACACAGCUGUCUACAGAGCUACAGGCACGGGGUCUCUCCCCUCAGUGGGUGUACAGUGCGAGAGGAGAUUACAGUCGAGCUGCUAAAACACUGCAGGAGGCCAUUAAGAACACAGACAUACAGGAUGAGAGGAUGACACGCCUCUAUAACACACGCCUCAUGAGGGUGGAGUACUACUUCCUGUCUCAGUACGUGUCAGUGGUGGAGACUCCGUUCCGUCAUGUGCUGCACGGUCGGGGUGAACACACUUUGAGCGCACUCACUGAGCAUCUCUCCCAGCUGCGUUCUCAUCCUGACCUGUUCCACGAGGCUCGGUUCCGCCGCCAGCUCGCGCUCUUUACCUGGACACUGCAGGGAGCUGCCAAUGCACUGAGUGGUGAUGUCUGGAACAUUGACAACCCUCUCUAGAACCUUAACUGCCUACACUGUUCAAAGCCUAUUCUAGAACUUGCUAAAAAAUGUGUAGAACCUUCACACGCUGUGUAGAUCUUCCUUACUCAUUCUAGUACCUACACAUCCUGUUACAGCUGUUGAUGAUCCAUGCUAGAACAUUUACUGCAUUCCAGAAAUAUUCUCAACUCCUUUGAGACGAUUCACAACCCCAUUCUAGAGCUUCUUCUAGACUGAACCUUCACAACCCCAUUCCAGAGCUUCUUCUAGACUAAACCUUCACAACCCCAUUCUAGAGCUUCUUCUACACUGAACCUUCACAACCCCAUUCCAGAGCUUCUUCUAGAUUGAAGCUUCACAACCCCAUUCCAGAGCUUCUUCUAGACUGAACCCUCACAA